AUGCCUAGAGGUCAGAAGAGUAAGCUCCGUGCCCGUGAGAGACGCCGCCAGGCCCGUGGUGAGACCCAGGGUCUGGAGGGCCCUGAGGCUACUGCAGAAGCACCAGCAGGCGCAGCAGCCACAGCAGCAGGAGAGUCCCCCUCCCCUGCCUGCCCUCUCUCUGGGGAUAGAGCUCAGAAUUUGCCUGCCGCUGCGACAUCCAGCAGUCCUCAGGCAGCCGAGGGGAGCUCCUCUCCCGCCAGUGCUGGUGCAGCUGUUUCAUGCACCAAUUCAGGUGAAGGCGCCAAAAGCCAAGAUGAGGGAAGCCAACAAUCCUCUAAGGGCACUGAGUUGUCACGCAGAGAUCCAUUAAACAAGAAGGUAGUGUUGUUGGUACAGUUCCUGCUGCAGAAGUAUCAAAAGAAAGAGCCAGUUACGAGGGCAGACAUGCUAAAGUAUGUCAUCAAAAAGUACAGGUAUCAUUUCAAUGAUAUCCUCAAGAGAGCCUCUGAGCACAUGGAGCUGGCCUUUGGUAUUGAUGUGAAGGAAGUGGAUCCCAUCCGGCACUGCUAUGCCCUCCUCAGCAAACUAGACCUCAGCGUCGAUGGCACGGUGCAUGAAGAAGAGAACACGCCCAAGACCGGCAUCCUGAUGAUCGUGCUGGGGGUAAUCUUCAUGAAAGGCAACUGCGCCCGGGAGGAGGACGUCUGGGAAGUCCUGAAUCUGAUGGGCAUAUAUUCGGAUAAGAAGCACUUCAUCUAUGGGGAGCCAAAGAAGAUCAUCACUGAAGAUUUGGUGCAGCUCAAGUACCUGGAGUACCGGCAGGUGCCCAACAGCGACCCUCCGCGCUAUGAGUUCCUGUGGGGCCCCCGAGCCCACGCCGAGACCAGCAAGAUGAGAAUCCUGGAGUUUCUAGCCAAAGUUCACGAUACCGUCCCCAGUGCUUUCCCAGCCUGGUAUGAAGAGGCUUUGAGAGAUGAAGAAGAGCGAGCCCGAGCCCGAGCGGCAGCCAGGGCUCGUAUCACUGCCAUGGCCAGUGCACGUGCCAGGGCCAUGGCCUCCAGCUCAUCCCACUCAAAGUGAAGUCUCA
This is a messenger RNA of Lynx canadensis (Canada lynx), 1069 nucleotides long. RefSeq names its product melanoma-associated antigen B18-like. Gene Ontology annotation, cellular component: nucleus. Gene Ontology annotation, biological process: negative regulation of transcription by RNA polymerase II. The transcript has a single exon. Bases 1 to 1062 code for a protein of 353 amino acids. The record is from RefSeq and is a predicted model, not a curated record. Lineage: Eukaryota; Metazoa; Chordata; Mammalia; Carnivora; Felidae.